GGCUCUCUGGCCCCAGCGCUGCCAAAGAGGCUGCCCAGACGCGCGACGUGUCGUAAACGGGGCAGCCGCAGGGCACACUUCACCCCAAUAACGCCGCCGAGGCGCACCGGGGACGGGCACCCCGCCAGCAUCAGCCCCAGGCUGCUGCAGUGAGUGAGAGCGCCCAGCGCGGACGCGGCCGACGCGGGGCACCGCUCGCACAAAGACACAAACGACAGCAGACAAAGACAAGGAUGCCCGUCAUCAAGUACAAGACGAAGGAGGAGGAGCUCCAGGCCCGCGUCGACGCCAUGGCCAAACCUAAAUUCGCGACGAAGGCCGAGGAGGAGAAAGCAAGGGACGCGCGCGCCGUCGAGCGGGCCAAACGGGCUUCUUUUGAUGAUGCCAAGGCCACGGAGGAGGAGAAGAGCGAGCCCGAGAAGAAGAGCGUCGGCUUCCUCGCGUCAUUAGAUACUGAUGGCGACGGGAAAAUAAGCGCGUCCGAGAUGCUGGCUGGUGGUAGUCGAGCUUUGAGGUCCGCGGGCAGCGCCGUGUCGUCGUCGAUGGCGUCAGCAUCGGGCAUGGACCUCGAUGGCGACGGCGUCGUCACCGCAGCAGAAGUCGCCGAGGCCGCGCGAAUCCAAAAGGAAAAGGCGUACCAGGCGUAUCAGGCGACGAGAAAUGAGUUAAAUACCUGGAAUGAACUUAGGAGGUCAGGAGACUAUGAUGAACUGUUAGAUAGGAUGGGCAACAAGCUGUACAGCGUCAAAGAUGCGAUGUCGAGGCGCCUCGAGAAGCUUGCUAAGGAUGACGACAGCUACGGUUCGGAAGAAACGGUCGAUGCGCCGCUGUUCGAGCCCUUGACGAAGCAUUUUACGUACCCGAAGGAUCGGCCGAAACCCCUCCCAGACCCGGACUUCGCGCUACACAUUGGGUACCGAGAUGCGAUCGACAAGGCGAAUCGAAUGAGGAAUGAGAAGCUGAGGAAGGCCGCUAUACGCAUAACAAGACCCACAGAGAAAGGCCACGACGGCAUAUUGAGAAUAGGUAGUCGUAGAAGGAGAUCAGAGGCGAUCUCGCGCCACGAGCUGGGCCGACCGCAAACACCGGGAACGCCCUCCAAACAUUUCAAAGGGAGGCACCACUACCCGAAGGGCGAGGGGGCACCCAGUCCUACGGUUGCCGACCGGUUGAAGAGGGGCGCGUCGAACCUGUUCGACGACGUCCGGAACUUUUCCGCGGGCGGCGUGAUGAAGUCCGGCAAAGGCGCGGCGAGUAACAUGAUGGGCAAGGUGCAGCGCGUGUCCUUCGACUCCGUCGAAUCUUCGCUAGGCAAGGCGGGGUCGUCCGUCGUCUCGUCGUUCAGCAAAGUGGGCUCGUCUAUGAAACACGGCCUGGACGCGGACGGCGACGGCCACCUGUCUGCGGCCGACUUGGCCGGCGCCGCGAAGCAAUCCGCUAAAAACAUAUUAGGGGGCGCGAAGUCGAUGUUCAAGGGCGUCAAGGGCGUCGGAAGUUCGAUCAAGAGCGGCCUCGCGCACGGCCUCGACGCCGACGGCGACGGCAAGAUUGAGCUAUCGGACUUCACAAGUAGAGCAAAAUCUGGAGCAAAGUCGCUCGUAGCCUUACCAGGUGCCGCGGGGAGAGCGGUCAUGUCCGCGGGAGGGGCCCGGGCGCCGGCACCAGCACCAGUUAUGGAGAUAGAGUCUCCCGUGAGACCGACGUCGGCCGGUGAAUUUUUCCCAAGACGGUCCGCCUACUACGUGCGCCAGGCGCCGCCAGGAAGUACGGACGAAGACAAGAUGUGGGGCGCGCAGCAAGGUUUGAGGGCGCGCGGUCUACGUAGAAGACUGGCGAACGCCGUUCGAGCAUUGGCGUCACAUGUAGGCAAUGAUCAUGAACAAACGAAGGCAGGGUGGUUGUGGUUCCUGGAAAAGCACGGCGCCUGGAAGCGCCGGUUCUACGAGUUACAUGGGACGUCAUUGAUCGCCUUCGACGGCCCGCGCCAGUGGCGGCCCAAGGAAGCUCGAGUUGAAAGGAGAAGAAUAGAGUGCGGCUGGGCUGUUUGUCAUGCUAAAUUAGUAGAUGAGAUCGCACACCGGAACGCUGGUUUGGCCUUCUUUGCACCUCAUAGAGCGCGACAACAGGCGAAGGAGCCUGAUGGAUUGGCGUCCGUGUUUCUGUCUGGUAUCGAGUCGGAGGCGCCCCUGUCGUUGACGGUCUACGGAAGGGAGGAGAAGGAGGACGUCGCAGUGUUAUUCAGAGCGGAGCGCGACGAAAGUUCCGACAGCUGGGCGGCGGCCAUCCGCCAGGCGUGUCUACGGGCGAAUUUGAACUGUAAAGAACAUAAAGAACAGGCGGCCGCGUCUCUCUUGCAGGAUUUGGCCACGGCCCAGGCGCUGACGGCGCAUCGCCGCGAUUCUGUGUUCGGUGAAUUGGAAAGGAAGGGUUUAUUAGAUAGAAGAGGCGUCACGCGCGUCAAGGAGGGGUUUGUCGAGCUGGCGUACUUGCCUCCGGUGACGGCCGUCGAUCCGGAAAUAAGGCAACGAGCGGAACAAGCUGAGGUGACGUGGCUCCGGGCCUUCGUGACGCUCGGUGAGGACGCGGCUUUACACAUCGGCACGGACGCCGCGGAGGCGAGGUCUCAUGAGCCCCUCAUCGUGCUGUCGUUGCGGAACUGCGCCUUUGAAAUAGACUUUGAGAGUAGAAAGGGCCAUGUGGAGUUGCGAUUAAAAACGAGACUAAGGGAGGUGCGCUUCCGGCCGAAACAUAAGGUCGCGCUGGAGGCCUGGCUCACGGCGAUGAGGGAUGUCCUCGCACAAGCAACGAGAGCGAACGACGUCCCGGGCGCAACAUUGAUGGAGUUCCGACCGAGGGAUGGCCCGCUCAUGGGCAAGGGCGCCGUCGAGAGCGACGCGGCGCUGGCUACGUUGUUACACGCGGCGGACGACGUGUUAGACGUAUCGUUGGAGGACGUGUUACUAUCGAAUGAAAUGAGGGACGCGUUCCGCUCUUUUCUAGGGGAGAAUGAUGUCGUGGUGGACACUUGGCGAAGUGCCGGCGCUUUAUUGGAUUGCAUGCGGAAGCAUCGGAUUGACAUGAGGCACGCUGGUAAUAAAGAGAUAGAAGCCUCGGCCAAGGCUGCGGACACGGUUGACGAGUUAAGAGACCAGCUGAAACUCGUGUGGUCCCACAAGACGAACGAGUGGAGCAAGGCUGGUUCAUUACCUGAGGGAGUGCUGAAAGGACCCUUGCAUCGCGAAGCGUGGGAGGCGUUAUGUCCUGUCGACCAGUAUGGGGAUGAGCGCGACGUGGAGGAUGUCUUGGUGGAGCCCUCUUAUGAUGAUCUCUUUGCACAAGUAAGGGCGCAGUGUUAUACAUACUUGGUGCCGAAACUGGAGACGUUCCGCGACGCGCCGAAGUUCGAGUACGUGGCGCGGCGGUUUUUGAAUUUGACUGAAAUAGAGGACCCCGAUCCAAUAAGUCACGUCGACGACGCUCUGACAGCGCUCCAAGCUCAUGGAGACGCGCUCCCGUCAGAUGACGAAAGUUCGUACGACUCGGAGGAGGAGUCGUAUUCGGAGUCGUACUCUUCCUCCGAAGACGAGGAGUCUUUAGCGGAAUCGUCGUUAGCGAGUGCGCCGCCCGUCGUACCACCAAAGGAGGUAGAUCGGAGCAAACCGCUACCGUUGGGUAGACGUUUAGUACUGUACAACCCCGUGCCCUGGACCCUGACCAAACCAGACAAGGGCGCGCCCAUCGCGCGCACAUCAAAGAAGGACCACCAGACGCCCAAGAAAGGCAACGUCGUCAAGGGUGAAGUGUAUGUGACUUUGGGCGACGGCGUGAAUGAAAUCGGUCGAGGCGGGGAUUGCGCCGUCGUGCUGCACACGGACGCGCGGUGCUCAAGGGUCCAUGGGAGGUUCGAGGUCGAGCCGCACCCUCAUGCAAGAGAAAAUUGUCCUACUUGUCAGUUCGAUCGGUCGAGCGUCGACGCGUGCCGGAAGUUCUGCGACGAGUGCCGGUGUUUUAUAUGUAAGAAGCCUGCGAGAUUAUGUAGCGACUGGUCCGCGCACUGCCUCGCCGCGUCCACCUCAAUCCAGAGUCAGCAACGGCGCAAACUUUAUGAACGGCGUCGUAUCAAGAACGGCGAGCCGAAGUUUGAAGAAACGUUAACGGCUCGAUGUUUUUAUGUGGAUCUCGGCUCGUCACGAGGCACGUUGGUGAACGGCAGUCUGGCGCGAGGUCGCGUGCCGCUGCGACCCGGGGACUCUAUCAAGAUUGGCCAUACCUCAUUAACGUUCGCGAUCCAACAAGCCGGCGCGGCGAAGCCUUUGCGCUGCGAGCCCGACUCCGAGUCGUCCGAUGAUGAUAGUGAACCGAAGAAGAAGCCGAGCCUGCUCAAGGACAUGAUGCGUUCCACCCUGUCGGGCAUCACGGCGAAGAAGGAGCUCGGCAUCGACAGUGACCAGCAGGAUAUCGACCUGAAGAAGGCCGAGAGGGACACGACGGCGCUCGAAGGCGUGGGCAGCAAGGACGAGCGCAUGAAGCGCUUGAACGCGAUGCGGUCGAAGACGCAGUCGGCCGCGGAGCGGCGCGAAUCUACGAAACACAUGGGCGACAUGGGGGGCCGGUCAUCAAGUCCGGACGUGCACAAGCUCGCCAAAAAAAGGGCGAACUCGCCGAUGGACGAGCUCAUGUCUUCUAGGCACGCGACCCAAGAGGACGAGAACUCCUUCGGGUCCCAGGGCAAGGAGCACUCGGGUUUGGGCUUUCUCAAGAAGGCCGAGAAGAAGAAGAGCUUCAAGUGGGGGAGCAAGUAA
Pelagomonas calceolata is the source of this 4802-nucleotide messenger RNA. Lineage: Eukaryota; Pelagophyceae; Pelagomonadales; Pelagomonadaceae. The record is from the annotation of a GenBank genome assembly.